AUGGCGUCGGAAAACAACAAAACGAACUAUCAUAUAUCCAGUUUAUUACAAAAAUUACAAAGUUUUUCUGUUUCCAGCGUUCAAAAAGCCUUGAUUUCGUUGUCACGGGCUACAAGAAAGUCUGAUAAUGUUGUUAAAUUGCGAGACGAAAGCGGUAUUCAUUUAUUAUUACCGUUUCUUCAAUCGUCGAACAAGAAGGAUUUAGACAUGGCGGUGAGCGUGUUGGCAAAUUGUGCUUUGGAAAAACAAAGUAGAAAGGAGGUAACUACUCUUAUUUGAAUUUUGUGAAUUUUUAUGUUAGAAUCUACAUAAUAACGUUUAAAAGCUUUACUUUUGUUAGAAUAUUAUGCAUGAGUCAAUUCCUGGAGCAACCAUCCCCCCCCCCCCCGGGAAUUCGCCUGAUAGACAGUUCACGGGGGUUGGCUGUCAUAUAUCAUAUGUGCACCAGGGCUGAGUAUUGUUAUAGUAGCUGAGACCCCCGGGAUUUGACAAAUGGUUUAACUUUUGCAAAAAUUAUUACCUGUGCCCAUAGGCAGCCCAAUCUCAGAAUGUCCUAUAUAUUUUGAAUAUUUAACCGUUAGCGUUUAAUAUAGUAAUAAUUCAAAAAGUAUUAGCAGUAUAUGUAAAAAAUAUAUCUAAGUUGUUAAUAGGAUGCAUUAGUUAUGUUUCUGAGUUUAGUUGAUGCGAUUGCUUUAUGUUUUCGUCAUACUUGGACGAUUUUUCACUACUGGGAGGUCACAGGUCUAUACCGGGAGACCCCAGGCUAUGUCGGGAGAGUUGGCAGGUCUGGAAUUAUUUCAUAUUGUGAGGGUAUUUAGGAUCUCAUAUAUGGCGCUUAAUGUAAGGUGACACUUAAUGGAGGGUACAUUACAACCUUGUUCCCAGGCUUUUCCCUGGGAACGAGGUUGGGUACAUUAUAUAUUUUAUUAAAACAUGCUAUACCUUUCUAUUUUCAUAGAUCAAGCAGCUUAAUGGCCUCGCUCUUUUGUGUAAGUUUUCAGAAUGUAAAAUAUGCCUUAAAAAAUACCUGUGGUUCUGGUUCCCGACCGACCCUAUUUUUUUCUGCCGACCCUAUUAUUUUUUCAACAUGAUUGACUGUGCGACCCUAUUUUCUCCAGGCGGUUGCGGGCUGCUGCCAAAAUGGUGUUUGUUGUCAAAUUAUUUGUACAGUAAUUAUUGAAAAAACCGUGAAAACAAUAUUAAAAAAAAAAUUAUUUCCGACCUACCGACCCUAAUUUUUUCGCGACAUGAACCGGAACCAAAGGUAUUUUUUGGGGCCUAAAAUUGUAGGGGCUGUGUACCCCAGAAAUAUUUCCCUGUUAGGUGGGAUAAUGCAUGCUGCUUGUCAGAAUUUUGCUAUUGUUUUAAUUCCUUGUCUGAUUUUUUCUGUUGAAUCUUGACUGUGAUAAUUUAUUGUUCUGUUUAGGUAACUUAUUGGCUUCACUUGCAGACACCAGUAUUCUAAGUCGUGUUACAAGAGCUCUGGCAAACCUGUCCCAAGAUGUGACUAUUGCCAAUGAAAUUGUAAACCUCGAAACACUGCCGAAACUUCUUGGAAUUGUUAAAGAGUCCACCGAUGUGCACUUACUCCAAAACACCUUACGCGCCAUAAGAAUAAUGAGUGGAAGUUAUGCGUGUCUAAAAGAGCUUGCGGAAGGGAACGGAAUACUUAGUUUUGUAGAACUGCUACACAAGGAAAAUGCCAAUGCAGUUAAGUGUUCUUGUCUGCAAACCUUGCUUGAAUUAACCAAAGCUGCUAAUGGCGUUCUAGCAAGGCAAAUGCAAGAACACGGUGUGAUUGAAGUCGUCAGUCGGUUGUCAUACUCGGAUGACGAAGAUAUAGCAGAGAACUGUAUCAAUAUUUUGUCUACCCUCACAAGGUAUUCUACAGUCAGAGUUUCUGUUGGCACUAUGGGUGGAAUAGAGGCAUUUAUUAACCAAAUACGGAACCGAGGUCCGCUGCUAUUCCCAUCUAUUGAAGGCAUCUGCAUGUGCUGUCGUGAAGCCGUCAAUCGUAACAAAGUCCGCUCUUGUGAUGGACUUGAAGUUCUUCUUGACAUAUUACGCCGUCCUGAAUGCUUACAAGUCUUUGAUAAUGUUUUGGGUGCUUUUGCGUGCUUUUCAUACGAUGAUUUAGCGUUAAAACGUAUGCUGGCAAGUGGUUUGAUUCCUAUUUUGGUCUCCAUUCUCCAGAAACUGCUUUUCCCAGAGAGCACAAUCAAAGAUGGUACAGAAACAAAACAAAGAUUUGCUUACAAAAAGUAAUAAAACAACAGCUGUAACUACCCCCAAAAAGAAUGCAACUUCUAAGUCAUCUGAUUCGGUAGCAACCCAGAACUCAAGUAUAACAAGUGAUUCAGCAAAGUCAGUAACCCUUCCCUUACCAUUCUCGCGGGAAAAAAGCUAUCCUACCUCCCCACCAAGCUGCAUUUCCCCCAACCUUAGCCCUGAACUUCGAGUACCUUACAUGUCUCCAUGCAGCCCCGAAUCAGUUCGUUCAUCAAGUCCUAUGGUUUAUUCUCCAUCAGGGUCCGAAGUUGAUGAUGAUGUUUCAUCCGAAUCUAAUGAUGAUCCUGAGCCGGAUACAGUCGAAGAUAGCAGGCCUGCUGCUGAGAUUCCACAGCACCUUGCUGUUCCAAAAUCCAAUGAAGCGAUAGAACCACUAACUUCUAAUAACGUUACUAUAUCCAAAGACAGUACUGGCACCUCUAAAGAAGAGGUUGGAGAAGGGUCUCCUCCGAACAACGAUUUAACAAACACUAAUGCGAAUGUGGUAAAUACUUUGAUGGACGAUUUAGAAACAACUCAUUCCGGACGUAUGGCGACAGGUAUUGAAGGAAAGUUUAACAAAUUAGAUGAAACAGAUAGCCAACGUUGCCAACCAUUACAGAAUGAAGGUUCCUUUCCAUAUUGUGCCUCUGGAAGUGAAGCUAAAGUACCUCUCCUGCCUGGGACAAGUUUCAAUGAACAUCUUCACUUGUUCUUAAAAGAUGAGAACCUAUUCUCAGCAGAUCAACCUUCUCCCAAGAAACGCUGCUGCCGUGCUAUCGCAAGGUUUCCCUCGAUGCUUAGAUACAGGUACAGAUACCGAGAAUUAUCUAAGCCUUCCUGGAGACCUGAUCCGUUCCCUCGUGCACCGUCGAACUCGAGUGGGCUUCAUGGCAUUGAGAGUAAAAUCAUUUUCCUGCUCUCGCGUUUUGGACAGAUGCCCGAUGCGACCGAUUCAGAAGCUCUAAUGUCACCGGAAUGUAUUCAAACCCUACUGGACUAUUUGUGUUACAGUAAGAAUCCUGACUCGAGAUGUAAUCGCUUGUUAACCCGACUUGCUUGGGAAAGAAAGUUUUUUGAGACAUUGAUUGUCAUCAUGUUUCCAGGAGCCAUCUGCAGACAGCUUAUUUGUGGUUUGCGUCCAGGUUACCUGCUUUCUGAACAUUCCAGUUCUGACAUUGAAUUUAGUAACAAAGUGACGGAGUCAUCAGUUCGAACCCAAGAAACGUCUCGGAUUACUACCCACUCCCUCGCGAGUGUUGAAGAACCUGCAGAAAUUAUGCCAUUGAGCACUGGAUCCCCCACAUUCACAGAAACUGAUUCUUCGAAGUUUACUAAAGGAAACGCUACACGUGAUUCCAACCUUGACUCAUAUAGAAUUGGUACCCCUCAGCAAGAUAAAUCUUCAACAUCAGAUAGCACGCAAACGUCCAGCGCUAAAAGAAGUGUUUCUGAUGCAACUGAAAAUAACCAAGUUGUAUCCAAAUCCUCUUUCCUAUCGCCUUCAACACCUAAGAAGCAGGAAAAAGCCUUCAUUGUUGAUCCAGCUAAAGGGGGCACAAUGACUACAGCGAAUUCCUCACGGAACCAUACUAAGGAAAUUGGAAAAUCCCUUUUAUCAAUCUUGACCACGCAAGGUUCCAAUUCAUUUGGGGAAGGUAUUCUGGCACAUCUUUUGCUCCGAGGUACACAAAAGCAAAAGGAAGCGUGUGCCUUGUCGCUGCCUUACGUAUGCAAGUAAGUAUAAUAAAGCACACCAAUUCAUUGAUAGUAUUUUAGCAUAUAGGGGUUUUGCUCGAUCAGCCGCCUUGCACUAUUUACCUCGUAACAGAACAAACUGAAAAUAAAUUUCCAACGGUGCCUGACAAAGUGUCAGCUCCAAGUGAUUGAUGCCUGACACUGGACAUUUUGUGUCUGACAAAAAAUAUUAACGCAAUAGAGCAAAUAUAGUUUUUCGUGGUCCUUGAAAUAAAAGAAGCCAACGAAAAGCUUAGUAAUUAAACCACUAAAGUCAAUUAUGUCGUAUAUACGGAAUUGAACAAUCAUAAAUUUCACAGCAUUUUCACAGGUAUAUUGUCUGAAUAUUCAUUUGGAUAAAAAUUUGGACAGACACAUAAUUUUUAAAUGCGGAAUGCAAAUAUUUUGAAAUAAAAUGAAAUUUUUAUGCCAGUUGUAGACAGUUUCACUAAUAGUUGUGUUAAUAUGCUGCCGGACAAACUGUCCGGCAAUAAACCAGUUGCGCUGGAUGAUUACCUUUUCGUACCGGACAAUGUCCGUGACAUUGAAACUUGCGUGGUCGCAUAUUUUCAGACUUGAGUGUUUAGAGGUAUUUAGAUUUAAAACUAUUUCCAAUGAAUAAAAUUACUUGGUAUAAAUAAGUUUGUAUAAAUACUUAAGUUGGUAUAAAUGCUGUUACAAACUAUUCUAAUUACGGGAGCUGCAAUACAAAUUGUUUUAAAAAUUAUUAUUUUUUUUGUUUCGUAUGUGGUAUACUAUAACGCAUGUGGUAUAUACCAUGUCGGUGAACAGUGCAAGGAUAAUCACCUCCACUUCGGGGAAUAAUUGUUAAUUAAUUAUGCAAACAAUCUUUCUGCAUGCCACUCUACCAUCUUUUAAGAAAUUUUAUUUACGGUUUAUUCACAGGCAAUUACGAAUAAAACGAAAACUACUGGUUGACUACAAAGGAAUUAUGGUCAUCUUAUCAAUCUUGUGCAAUUCCAGUGACCACGCUGACAUUAUACGCGCUGUCAACUCCAUCACUUACCUUGUCGCAAAUUCAGCUCUGAAGAUGGACAAUGACUUCAAAGUGUUCAUUGCGAAAAACGAGAGCCAAUUUCUGAUACCCCCUGGAUACAGAGUGGUAGAUUUGCUUUCGACAAAAAAGUGGAAAGCUGGCAAAGGUUUCUCACCAACUGCAUAUCAUGACGCGAGAAUGACGCCCGGGGAUUGUUUACGGACCGAAUCCACAUCUAAAGGCAAUCAUUCGGAAGGCGGACAGAAAUUCGACGGUUGGACGGAUAACGACGAAACAUUUCCCGCCGUAUUUUGGGAAACCGUCCGCUUGCGGAGAAAGAGAGAUGUGUUCCAUUCGAUGAUAAAGCAACGCGGCUUUAAUUCUAAAAGACCACGGCAUGCGAUUGACGGCAUCGCGUGUAAAAGAACAAAGGUGGAAUCUGGUUCUACCAAGUUGAAAACUUUCUCUGGUAACUGCUGCUCUUACAACAGAACUCAUUCUGUACCCUUUGAUGUCGCGGUGAAGGUCGACACUGGGGAGUCUAUUGAAGCUCACCGCUCUGUCUUAUGUGCUUUUUCCGAAGUAUUCGCGGCGAUGUUGUCUACUAAUUUCAUCGAGGCAAGUCAAUCAGAGGUUGUGAUUAAAGAUGUCAAUCACGCCACCGUUUUGUUUCUUUUCCAUUACGCGUAUGGAUGUAGUUGGUCCGUCAACCGUCGUUCCAUUGCCUGUCCAUUUUUCGAGCAAUCUCUGUCUAUUGACAAUUCAAGAAGUGACCGUUUUGAUUUUGAUUUUCUACUGGACUUGCUGGCGUGUGCCGAUCGAUUUCUUUUGACUGGUCUCAAAAAGCAGUGUGAACAAUUGAUGAGGCAUAGCCUGACUGGUGAACAUGUUGCGGACACGUAUUUAGCGGCAGUGUUCUACAACACACCCGGUUUGCGUGUUUUCGCGCUUCAGUAUAUUUUCCUGGCAGACUUGGAGUUGAACUGUGUGUACAAUUGUGUGGUGAGGUUACUACAGUCUCAAGAAAGAGACAGGGUGAUUGAAGAUUUCAAGAACAUUGCGUUAGAUUGUUGUACGUAG
Molecule: messenger RNA, 6082 nt
Organism: Paramuricea clavata
Lineage: Eukaryota; Metazoa; Cnidaria; Anthozoa; Malacalcyonacea; Plexauridae
Source: the annotation of a GenBank genome assembly